AUGCGUCGUGUCGUUGUGACAGGCUUGGGCGCGGUCACCCCGCUGGGCGUGGCCAUGCACUGCGCUUUAGGCAACGCGAAUGCACGGCACUCUCCGCGAUGCUCUACCGAUUCCAUCCCCGGACUCGGCAGACUGACCGUAGAGCUGGUGCACCCUGGCUCCCCAAUGAGGCCGAAAAAUCGGUGGGCUGGGUCGGGGUCUCCACUCCGGCCACACCGGAAGGGGAAAGUCUUGACAGCCAAUGACGGCAUUUGCGAUGCCACCAGCUCCGCGGUCGAUCACCGCUGGGGCUUUGUUGAUGCUAUGUUCCCUGCCCGACCAGGGCAGCGCAGCCGAGAUGCCGAUGCACAGUACGGGAAUUGUCUUCGGCGCACGUGGAAACGCCUGCUGGAUGGGCAAUGCGGCAUUGUCAAUGUGAAUCAGCGCGACAAACGUUUUGCGGAAAUUCCUUGCCAGAUUGCGGCUGUUGUGCCGUCAGGAACGAAGGAAGAUGGUGGGUGGACAGCAUCAGAGUGGCUGAGUCGUGGGGAGGAGCGGAAAAUGGCUCAAUUUGCCCAGUAUGCGAUGGCGGCAACGGAGGAAGCGCUCCAAGAUGCAGGCUGGAAACCCGAGCUAUUUGAGCAGAGAGAAGCCACAGGCGUUUGUCUUGGCUCAGGUAUUGGUAACUUCGACGAGAUCUAUAAUACUGUUGUUGCGUAUGAGAAAGGGGGCUACAAAAAAGUGAACCCGCUUUUCGUUCCGAAGCUCCUGAUUAACCUUGGCGCGGGCCAUAUAUCCAUGAAAUAUGGAUUCAUGGGACCGAAUCAUGCUGCUACGACUGCCUGCACAACAGGAGCCCAUUCUAUCGGAGACGCCGCACGGUUCAUUGCAUGCGGUGAUGCCGAUGUCAUGGUUGCCGGCGGCGCCGAGUCUUGCAUUCACCCUCUAGCUAUUGGCGGUUUUGCCCGGGCACGUAGUCUAGCUACCGAUUUCAAUGAUACCCCCGAGAAGGCAUCGCGGCCAUUUGAUGCUGACCGCGCUGGCUUCGUUGUGGGAGAAGGUGCGGCGGUGCUUAUUCUCGAGGAACUGGAACAUGCUUGUGCGCGGGAUGCGCACAUUUAUGCUGAACUCAAAGGAUAUGCCUGCUCGAGUGAUGCACACCACAUGACGGCUCCCAAGGAGAACGGCGAGGGCGCAUACAUGGCGAUGAAAAAGGCUCUAAAGCAGGCCCAAUUGUCCCCCGCCGAGGUAGAUUAUGUCAAUGCGCACGCAACUUCGACCGUCGUUGGCGAUGCAGCUGAGAAUGCUGCCAUCAAGGCGCUUCUUCUCGGCCCAGAGGGCAAGCUGAAGGCUGCUGAUGUUAACGUUAGCAGUACAAAGGGUGCAGUGGGCCAUUUACUAGGAGGCGCUGGAGCAAUCGAGGCGGCGUUCAGUGUUAUGGCCAUACGAGAUAACGUCAUGCCGCCCACUAUUAAUCUCAACCGCCUGGCGGAUGGGUUCGACUGCAACUAUGCCCCAAAUGAACCGCAGGCUCGCCAGAUCGAUGUCGCUUUGACCAAUAGCUUUGGUCCACGUGACCCACCCCCAAUGCGGAGCCCCAGCCCGACCUUCGAUUUCCGGAGAGUGAUAGGAACAAGAUCGCAUCGAAUCUCCUCUGGUGCGACUCAAAUCCAACUGAAAGUGCCAGAGAGUACACCGCUUAUUCAAGGGCCUGAAAUACCCACGCUCAUUAUGGCGACCAACGGCGACUCCGGUCGAGGUAAGCCACCACCUGAAUCAGUCGGAGCGCGACCGGGAAACGUCGCGCUCCGUCGGACAAAGAGGCAAAGGGUAUCCGGGAGCUUGGUCGAUGCAUCGGGCUACAAGUUCACCGAGAAAGAUACCAAGCCGGGCAAGAUGAAGGUUAAAAAGACGUCCAAAGCGUCGACUAAGAAGAAGGCCGAUGAUGCGAAAGAUGGCCCCGUCGAUACCUCACCCACGUCCUCACCCUUGCCUAAGCUAGACAACAAGAUUGCUGCCUCUUUCCCCACCGGCAAACCUCGUGAACAUGAUCUUCUCGAGACUGUUAUCUGCAAGCAUUGCAAGCGCCCUGUCUUGAAAUCCACCGCCGCUGAACACAUCCGCGGCUGCUUAAAGGCUAAGCAGGAGAAGGCGCGCAAGAAGAAGGAAGCGCGUGACGCAGCCAAUCGCGCCAAGGUAGUCGACGACAAAGAUGAGGAUGGCCGCGACAAGCUCGAUGGUGAUGAUGCGAUGAAGGGUCAGAAGAGCGCUAAGAAGAGCGCCGUCAAGGGCACCGAGGACGGCACGAAGAAAGGCAAGAAGCGCAAGGCCGACGAAGAUGACAAUAAGGAGCCGAAGAAGAAGAAAAAGAAGGACGAGCCCAAAGCGAAAACCGCGAAGCCCAAGGGCCCUGUCGAUGUGGAGAAGCAGUGUGGUGUUACCCUGCCCAAUGGUGCACAGUGCGCUCGUUCGUUGACGUGCAAGAGUCAUUCGAUGGGUGCAAAACGUGCUGUCCCUGGCCGUUCUUUGCCUUACGAUAUGUUGCUCCAGCAAUACCAGAAGAAAAACCAGGCCAAGCAGCAGAGGGCUGCCAUUGAUGCCAACGCACCGCUACCUGAUGAGAUUGAUACCAAUGGUCCUGUUGAUUCGGAUGAAGAGAGAGAUACUGUCAUGGCUGCGAUUGCCCGAUCUGCUCCCAGGCCGCUUGUCGAACAUACUCUCAUCAGCUCUAAGUCCAAGUACCGAUUUGUCCGCAUCAAAGAGCAGAUGCUGCAUGCUAUCGGAGGUCGCGGGGGUGGUAGCCUCUUUGCAACCGACGAUAGUCAAUCUUUGUUUGGCGGAAGCAUCUUCCAACCAUUUGAUACGAACCUAGUUCCAUCUUCGUCUCCCAUCGUCCCUACUGGAGAGAAUGCCGAUGCGACUGGAGAUGCAGCCCGGAAAACCCCAGUGCAGACUACCCGGAAGACCCCCGUUGCUGCAGCUUCUUGA
Messenger RNA from Penicillium macrosclerotiorum, 2967 nucleotides. Its product is annotated as Thiolase-like subgroup. Gene Ontology annotation, biological process: fatty acid biosynthetic process. Lineage: Eukaryota; Fungi; Ascomycota; Eurotiomycetes; Eurotiales; Aspergillaceae. Gene Ontology annotation, molecular function: 3-oxoacyl-[acyl-carrier-protein] synthase activity. The transcript has 12 exons. The record is from RefSeq and is a predicted model, not a curated record. The coding region runs from base 1 to 2967 and encodes 988 amino acids.